Lachnellula hyalina is the source of this 3870-nucleotide messenger RNA. It is a transcript of the gene Ube3a, whose product is annotated as Ubiquitin-protein ligase. Lineage: Eukaryota; Fungi; Ascomycota; Leotiomycetes; Helotiales; Lachnaceae. The coding region runs from base 1 to 3870 and encodes 1289 amino acids. Gene Ontology annotation, molecular function: ubiquitin-protein transferase activity. The record is from RefSeq and is a predicted model, not a curated record. The transcript is spliced from 4 exons.
AUGACUCGAGAUAUCCAAAGGCUUCACCAUGAACACGAUCCUGCUACUGAGGAUGAGGUCUACGCAGCCUUGUGGGCAACAACGCCAUUUCCACGUCUCCCUCCCGAUGCGCCAGAGGCCUUAAAGAAGGUCACCAUCGACAUUGAUGAUCCAAGACGAGUAUAUACAAUCCAUCAUGCAGCUCGGCGCUACCACUUCCAGAUUCUAGUUGAAAGAUACAUAUUCCAGAUCAGAUACGGAUGCACCUCGGAAACCUGCAGUACUUCAACAUGCUUCUCCUCUCGAAAGCAUGUUGCAGGCGGCGCCCCUGUUCGCAGAUACAAUGCGACAAGUGCCCGGACACUGGCUGUGUAUAUGGCAAGCCAAGAUAAUCCAGAGCAGGGACUUUGUCAUCACCCAGGUGCAAAUCAUUCUAUACUACAGGUGAAAGUCCCUCCAAAACCUAAGAAACAGGCGAAUGGGAGUGUGCAACCACCCGAGAAAAAGGAAAGGUUAGCUGGGCAAGAAAGCAGCGAUGGUGAUGAGUCUAAGGGGCAACCAGCGGGCAGGAUACACCCUGGCGGCGAUGCCACGAAAGGGAAGACCAACAGCAAUAGUCCCAAGGACGAGGAACCACCUACGAAUAUUGGUGUAGAUCCGUUGAAAAGCCUAGACGAGCCUACAAGUACCGACCAUCGAUCGUUCGUUCAAAAUGUAUUUGGGACGACUGCUUUCAAGAUGUUGGAAUGGCUUACACCAAGGAGUCUAGAACUUCUAAGUAGACCAGAGGAGAUUGCAAAGUUGGCCGACAAGGAUAACCCUAAACCAUCGCCCCAGGAUCUUCACAAUUCUAAAUCGAACGACCUGAAAGAGAAAGCGAACGUUGCUUCGGCAAUACGUAGCAGCUCAGAAGACAGCAUAUUGCAGAAGCCGGCGCCUGUCAAGGUAGCAAAGGAAGCAUCACACCCCAAACCAUCUCCGAGGACUGCAAAAGCUCCACCAAGCUUACAAGACUCCAAAUCCAAACCAACCUCUAGACCUACCCAGAAAUCGACCUCAAGCUCACAUCGCCAGAAAAAAUCAGACUUAAGGGAAGAUCACGCACCAAAGGGCAUUCUGAACAUACCCUCCAUGCCAUCCGAUCCCUCCAUGGACAUGACUUUACCCCAGUUCCGACCUUCGCAUACCAAGCAGAAUAUAUCACGUCAGUCCUCGAACACGGGUCCUCAACUACAGGUUGCCGAGAUCACGUCAAUAACAGCCGGAAAAUCGUCGUCGGUCAGAAUAAUCACUGAACAGAAAAGGCCACCUGCUGUGAGCGAAGACAGUCCAGCCCCAAAAGAGGAGGCUAUUUUUACAGCAAAAGUGAAAAUAGAAAACAUACCACAGAGAACCGAUGUCUCAAGACCCCCUUCCAUCAAGAGUCCAUCUUCCCCACAGUCCAUGUCCGGCCUUCCUAUCGAAUUAAUCGAUUUUCUCUGUGAUGUUAUGCAUACGGAUGGCACUACUGAGAAGCAUGAUUUGGAGCAAAUGACCAUCAAUGACAAGACAGUGAAGAUUUUGCAUAGGCCAUAUCCAAAACUGAAGCGCCAAGAUCCAGGGUUGAGCGAUCUAGACCCAAUAGCACUUAAGGAAAGAUGGCGAUCCUUUAUCGAACAAUCCUUCUUCGACGUUCUUUCUAAACCCGAUUCCUUACUCCAGUCGUUCAGGGACAGCGAUGGCCAGUUACUCGACACGCACACGAUCUGGUACCUCUUGCUUCGAAUGACAAGAGUAGCCCCAUCAAUCGUGUUCCACGGCCUCUGGAUUGUUGCAGGUGUUCUUUAUAAUCUUCCCGAUAAGCUAGAAACGGUUCAUGACUGGGCGAAACCACCUGAGAAUAGCCCAUCCAGCAAGUCUCUUUCGAAUGAAGAGGCUGCAGAAGUCAUGAGCAUAUGCCUUCAUGCUUUGGUUGCAGCUGCACCCCUUGUUUCCAAUGCGAGACAACUGGCGAACAUGUCUAGAAUUCGCUCAUAUGGUUUGACGGUGCUAGGAAGAGAUAAAUCAUCACUAGAGCCUACAAACCUAUGUCUUGCAUACGAAGAUGCUUUUACGAAUGAGCUGGCUCUGAGACUUGCUCGUAGACUAUUUGCGUCAAUACCCACGAGAAGACGAUUCUCUGAAUUGCUGGAUGUUCAGAAUGAUGUGCGAAACGAUGAUGAGCGUGAGCCAGAUGUUCUUGAGGCGCUACUAGCGAAACUUAAGUUUCUCGAUCUAGAGAUAACUCCUGCGUUGUCAUUUAAUCUUGACGAACGGGAUCUACAUGAGAAGAGAGUGCCAACUUUGCUCCUCGACUGGGCUCGAACCGUGUUGCUUCAAGAUUGGCAGGGAUCCGCUGAAGUGCCCGCCGAGGGAGCUUUCGGUGGAGCCCUAGCCUUGAUUGCUGCCAUAUACAAACAUAGAAAGUCGUUACUUCUUGGGGAUAUCCACUUCCGUACCGAGUAUUUCGCUGAACGUCUGGACCCACUUGCCAUGCCUCUCGAAUGGUUAAAAUUUGAAUCGAACAAACGAACUGUUCACUUGCUCGAUUUUCCAUACCUUUUCAACCCUUCAACAUUAGUCACAUACUUCCGCUCAAUCAAUUACUCCCGCAUGAACCAAGCCUAUGAAGUAGCCAGAGCUACCAGCGGACUUAUGAGAUCUAUAGAUCCUGAAAUGAAGUUAUUACCCGAUCAAAGUGCUCGUUACAGACUUCUUGAUCGUCUGCAGACUGGCACUUCCUGCUUCAUGGUACUCGAGAUUAGUCGACGAAAUGUGCUUGAAGAUACCUUUAAUGCUAUUUGGAGACGAGAGGAACGUGAAAUUAUGCGGCCUUUGAAGAUCCGAUUAGGUGAGGAAGGUGGAGAAGAAGGUAUGGAUUCUGGUGGGGUGCAACAGGAGUUCUUCAGACUAGCCAUUGCGGCUGCUCUUGAUCCUGACUAUGGCACCUUCACUAUUGACAGCAGAACCAAAAUGACUUGGUUUCAGCCCGGCUCUCCCGAACCCCUCUGGAAAUUCGAACUCAUUGGCCUAAUCAUAUCCCUCGCCAUCUACAACGGCCUCACCCUCCCCGUAACUUUCCCAAAAGCCCUCUACCAAAAGCUCCUCAGUGAAGAAGUCUCCGAACUCCACCACAUCGCAGACGGCUGGCCCGACCUGGCCAAUGGCCUUACCACCCUCCUCGAAUGGGACGAAAAAGACGGGCUAAUCGAAGACAUCUUCGCCCGCACGUACGAAUUCAGCGUCGAGCAAUUCGGUCAGCCCAUCUCCAUGGAAAUGGGUGCUAAUGCAGCCACCCCAACAACUCACUGGCCCCAAUUCACCGAUGCGCACACAUCUUUCAACCCUGUAGACGCGCCUAUGGUCACGAACGCCAACCGCAACAAUUAUGUGAGCGAUUAUAUCCGCUUCCUCACAGAUGUCUCAAUCCGCCCACAAUUCGACGCUUUUAAAAAAGGGUUCUUCGCCUGUAUAUCCCCCGCAUCUCUCACCCUCUUCACACCCACCACCCUGCAAUCAAUUCUCGAAGGUAUCCAAGAAAUCGACAUCGCCGAGCUGCGGCGCUGCACGCGCUACAUUGGUUGGGACGCAUCCCACCGCACCGUGCGGGACUUUUGGAGUAUCGUGAAAAAGUACGACUUGGAACAUAGAAAGAAACUGCUGGAAUUCGUGACGGCUAGUGAUAGAGUUCCUGUGGGAGGCAUGCGGAAUCUGCAGUUUACGCUGCAGAGAAAUGGGGUUGGGGAUGGGCAGUUGCCGAGUAGUUAUACUUGUUAUGGGAUUUUGCUGAUGCCGGAGUACUCGGGGAAGGAGGUGUUGAAGGAGAAGUUGGGCAUGGCGUUGGAGAAUUCUCAGGGUUUUGGGUUUGCGUGA